UCGGGAGCAAGUCGGACAAGAACCGACGGGAGCACCGAGCGUCGCCGGAGCGUCGCAGGAAGUUAAGCACGUUGAAGAGAAUCUUACCCCCCCGGACCGGGCUCCUCCAUGUAGGCAGCUGUUACACGACCUCCUCCUGGGCGGUCGAGGGGAUGUGGGAUUCCUAUCUGUGACCCAGAGGCCUGGCAUGCUGACAGAGGGGUGAUGGGAAAGUUUUUUACCUGCUGCAACAACAAACCCACCGGCUCCAGCUGAGAUGUCCCCAGGUGCAUGGAGUGAAAUGUGGAUGAGAGUGUGAGCCAGGGGAAUUCAACAUUAGAGCCAAGAUAUCCCCCGUGCACGGAGCCAAAAAGAAAUCUUUUUCUAGUUUACACACACACACACACACACACAAAAACGCAGCCGUCACAAUGCUGAUGCCAGGACCACUGUGGGUGUGCCUGGCACUGACGUGGGUCUGUGGACGCUGCAGGGGCCACAGCCUGUUCACCUGCGAGCCCAUCAGAGUGCACCGCUGCCUGGGGAUGCCCUACAACAUGACCUUCUUCCCCAACAUGAUGGAGCACUACGAUCAGGAUAUCGCCGCCAGUCACAUGGAGCCGUUCAUGCCCCUGGCGACCCUGCGCUGCUCUCCAGACGUCCACCACUUCCUCUGUCAGGCCUUCAUCCCCACGUGCACCGAGGAGAACAGGGUGAUCCGUCCCUGCCGAGAGCACUGCGAGGCGGUGCUGUCCGACUGCGAGGAGAAUAUCCGCGUCUUCGGCAUCGCGUGGCCCCUCGAGCUGCAGUGUGACAAGUUGGACCCAUGCAGCUCAGAUGAUGGUUCGUCUCUUCCCGCGACCACGCCGGUGCUCUCGUCCUCCUCGGCCCUGAGGGACCUGGGCUUCUGGUGCCCUCUGCAGUUAAAGACCAAGCCGGGUCACGGUUCCUCGUUCCUGGGCGCGCAGGACUGCGCUCCGCCUUGCACCAACAUGUACUUCAAACCCCACGACAUCGAGUUUGCCAAGAGCUUCGUCGGCGUGUGCUCCAUCAUCUGCCUGUGCGCCACUCUCUUCACGUUUCUCACUUUCCUCAUCGACGUCAAGCGCUUCCGCUACCCCGAGCGGCCCAUAAUCUUCUACGCCGUCUGCUACAGCUUCGUCUCGCUCAUCUACUUCGUCGGCUUCUUGCUGGGCAACAACGCGGCCUGCGCCACGGCGGCGCACCCGGCGGGCGUGGACACGGUGGUGCUGGGCUCUCAGAGCAAAGGGUGCACUCUGCUCUUCAUGCUCCUCUACUUCUUCUCCAUCGCCGGCCUCGUGUGGUGGGUCAUCCUCACCAUCACCUGGUUCCUGGCGGCCGGACCCAAGUGGAGCUGUGAGGCCAUAGAGAAGAAAGCGGUGUGGUUCCACUCUGCCGCCUGGGGGAUCCCCGGGGCGCUCACUGUCAUGCUGCUCGCUCUGAACAAGGUGGAAGGGGACAACAUCAGUGGCGUUUGUUUCGUGGGCCUCUACGACCUGGACGCGCUGCGCUACUUUGUCCUGGCCCCGCUGUGCGUCGGCGUCGUGGUCGGCCUCUUCCUCAUCCUGGCGGGCAUCGUCUCCCUCAACAACGUGCGGCAGGUCAUCCAGCACGACGAGCGCAACCAGGAGAAGCUGAAGAAGUUCAUGAUCCGCAUCGGCGUGUUCAGCUGCCUCUACCUGGUCCCGCUGGUCACGCUGUUGGCCUGCUACACCUACGAACAGAGCCACCGCAGCGCCUGGGAGACCACCUGGAUCAACGACCGCUGUCAGGAGUACAGCAUCCCCUGCUCCUACAAGACGACAGAGCCCGACCGUCCCGACCUCUCCCUGUUUCUGGUGAAGUACCUGAUGACACUGGUGGUUGGAAUAUCCGCGGUGUUCUGGGUCAGCAGCAAGAAGACGUGCUCCGAGUGGGCCUUCUUCUGCAACAGGACCCGCAGGAGAGAUCCCAUCAGCGAGAGCCGGCGCGUGCUGCAGGAGUCCUGCGAGUUCUUCCUCAAGCACAACAGCCGCGUGCAGCACAAGAAGAAGCACUACAAGCCCAGCUCCCACAAGCUCAAGGUCAUCUCCAAGUCCAUGGGCACGAGCACGGGCACGGCCGGCGCCCCCGCCGGCGCCAACACAACCAGUAAAGGAACCUCUGCGCUGGGCAACCACGACCCCCAUGCGCAAGGCUCCCUGUCGGAGGCCUCGGCCAGGGAGCACCUGGACAGGGGCAACUUGGGCCGGAGCUCCAGGAGGGGGGAGAGGGAGCGGGAGCGGGGGGGGAGACGCAGCAAAGGCGGGAGCUCCAGUAAGGUCAGCAGCCACUCAGAGAUCAUGCACCCAGAUGGGAGGAUGAGUUCGAGGAGCGAGCUGUCGGAGGCCAGGCAGGUUCCCAGCGCACAGCAGCAUCCAGCUCUAAACCAGUCGCUCGGCGGCAGCAGCAGCGUCGUCCAGGACUCCGCCCACCACCUGGUGCACCAGGUGCAGGAGGAGAGCAAGGACACGAAGGACAGUGGCUGCUGAGAAAUGUCGCCAAGACCAUCCAUCCAUCCAUCCAUCCAUCCAUCCAUCCAUCCAUGAUUCAACUGAGAAGACAGUCACACUUGAUGCUGGUUGAUGUUUUUACCCAUUUGUCAUCAUAUAAUCUCCAUAUAUCAGAUUAUGAUGAUAUAUCGGUUGCAUUACAGUUAGUUAAUAAUGUAACAUACCUUGAUGUAUUUCAAAUGUCUCAUAUGAUUUUAGUUUUGUUACUUUCAGCUUUACUGAGCUUUUAGCCUCAACACCUGAAUGUCGCAGCAGUGCAGCUCUGUCCCAACAACACAACCUCCAGUUUGAUUUUUAUUGCAUGCAUUAGGGUCUAAGGCAUAUUAGUAAACUAGUACUAGUAAACAAAAGCAAUAUUUUUGUACAUAUUUUUUUUAGAAAGUCUUUGACUGGACCAGUCGUUACACUGAGAGUUUUUGUGAGAAAGAUGAUGAUGAUGAUGCCAAACACUCAGCAUGAGGGGAGUCGUCCUGUGGUUAACUUGUUAUUGAAUGUCUUAUUGUUCUUAAGGUGGUUUGUCUUGAAACCUCGUCUUGUAAUACACACAGUUCUUUUGUUCUCCUUCGAAAAGAGGCAUACUCUUAAACUUGAUUUUUUUUUAAAUGUACUUUCAUGCUCUGUUUACUUCCGUUUUUCCUGAUGUGAUUCCUGAUUUUCAUGUGAAUUUGUAUCGAGUAAUUCUUUUCUUUUUUAGCUUCAUAGUGUUCUAAAAGAAUGUGCCUUCCUUUGAGCUGUUCCUCGUCUUCAAAGAACCCUGCAGAUGUUUCGCAUGUGUGGUGUCUACCUGUGUUCUCGUCCACGGGCGUGAAAGCCUUAUGAUCUUCUAGGAAAAAAAAUCUAACGGGCUUUGCACUAUUAUUCAGCACAGAAGCACAAACCACUAAUUAUAAACGUAUGAAUAGUCGUGGACAUGUGAAAAGAUUUUGGGGGAUUGUUCAGGUCUUAUUUAUAACACAUGGGUCACGGACCAUAUAUCGCUCCUUAGACAUUUUCUUUUUCUACAACUGGUUUUAUUGGAACGUCUGUCAUGUUGUCCUAUUUUAUUGAAUUCACCUUUUUUAUAUUUGGUAGUCACGUGACAGGUCCAGUAAAACUAAUUAAAAGGGAAUCCUUGUAUAUAUUCUUAUAGUCUGGCAUGUUCUUACUCAUGAUGUACCAAGAUUUAGUGUGUGGUUUCAUGAAAUGAUCUUCACCAGAGGGUUUUUUUAGUGUGACACUUGGGGCCUCCCCUGAGACCAAGCUCUCGCUCACUCUCACGAUGGUUAUGAUAUUUGAUAGACGCUCAACAGUUGAGAAAAGUCAGCCUGACACUGCUGUAUGACCAGGCUACACUAGAUACAUGACGAAGCUCCGUCCAAAGGCAUUUAUUAGUCUCUUGACUAAUGAUUGGGGGGGGGGGGGGUGACGUAGGGAACCAUUGUGGUGCCAGUAAUAUAUUGUGCCAGAACACAGAUGGUGCCUGGACUGGCAGACAAAAACAAGAUUGAAAUUGUGAAAAACAUCAUUACUCAUACAUCGUACAAACCUUGCUUUUGGUUCAAUUAAUAAAAGUGAGAUUAAUAUUAAAAAAA
This is a messenger RNA of Scophthalmus maximus (turbot), 4102 nucleotides long. It is a transcript of the gene fzd6, whose product is annotated as frizzled class receptor 6. Gene Ontology annotation, biological process: non-canonical Wnt signaling pathway; canonical Wnt signaling pathway. The record is from RefSeq and is a predicted model, not a curated record. Bases 411 to 2510 code for a protein of 699 amino acids. NCBI's taxonomy places the organism in Eukaryota, Metazoa, Chordata, Actinopteri, Pleuronectiformes, Scophthalmidae. Gene Ontology annotation, cellular component: plasma membrane. The transcript has 8 exons. Gene Ontology annotation, molecular function: Wnt-protein binding; Wnt receptor activity.